AUGUUUGACCAACUGCCAGACGACAUUGUCUUGGAGAUUGUCUCCCACUUGAGAACCGCCCGCGAUGUAGCCCACCUCGCCUCGUCGUGUAAGCACCUCCAUCUCCUCCUCAGCGAGGAUGGUUGGCGCACCUUUGUCAGGACCUGCUUUCCCCUCCUGUCCCUCCCGCUGGGCAAGGCCCCGAGAUGGGAUGUCCUGGCAAACACACUCACCCGCCAGGCGCGGGCCUGGGACACAAAGGCCUUCCAGCCCAUUGCCUACACGGAUGACCACUGCCGGGAUGGCAACUACUUCACCGGUUACACCAACGCCGGGCGUCCCUUCCAUCCUGUCAUCGACGCCCGCCUAGUCUUCGACAACACCUGGGAGCUCGUGUCGUGGGGCGCGGGCGAGGAUGUCGUCGGCCGCUUUAGGCCCCUCAACAGCGGCGGGCGUGGGGAAUCCGACGCCUGGUUCCGCAUGGAGGGUAAGGCUAAGGGCUACCGUGCGGGAGUGGGCGACGUCACGGCCAUCCGCCUCGUCGAGCCGGAGGGGAAGCUAGGUCUUCUUGUCGGCAGGGCCAACGGCGACUUGCAGCUCGUGUCGGCGGCCCCGGGCAGCGCCGGCAGAGCCCUCGCGACCUACAGAAUCCCGGCGCCCAUGGGAGGUCUUGAGGCGACGACGUGGACGUCUAUCGGAUCAAUAGACACACUACCCAACCAGUCGUCUCUGGUUGCCGGAAGCCGCGCCACCGUCAGCUUGUUCCCUCUGAACAUCGCUGGAGGAACGGGCAAGAUCACCCUCCCGCUGGACUCGCAGACAUUCGACGUUCCUGGCCAGAGAGGCACGACGCAGUUCGUUCACUCUACCAAGGCGCUCAAUAACGAUACCAUCGUCUGCGCGCUCUCUGGCGACGCCAACCCAAUCCGUUACCUCACCGUCACCCCCUCGGGCUUCACCCCUUCCCUUGCAUCCAAGAACCCGUCACUUCUGGCCUCCCGCGGCAUCGACCCGGACAGGAAACAGACGGUCCGCGCGAUUCACCCUGUCAACCCGGGCCCGGCGGGCCACUCCGACCUCCUUCUGAGCGCCUGGGACGACGGCACCGUCCGCCUUCUGGAUGUCCGCACGCCGUCACCCUACGACGUGCUUUACCGAGACAUGUACCAGCCCUUCGAGACGCACUCUUCCCUGCUGGCUUACGGCUCGGAUCGCUUCGUCGCGGGUAGCAACGAGCUCGAGGCCCUCAAAGUCUUCGAUUUCCGCUGGAGCAAGACGUACUACCACUCGGCCGCGCUGCCGUGCUGGUCCGGCAUGCCGUUCCCUGACCCCCUGCGAAGAAGUAGCAGUCGCCCGCUGAGCAUGCGCGGCGUUGGGUGCGACUACGCGAGGGGCCGGGACUGCGUGUGGCACGAGCGCUCGUGCAAGGACUACUACCGGCCCAACUGCCGGUUCCACGUGAUGCCGUUCCGUGACGCCGUGCGGUCGUCGACGAGCCGCAUCUUCUCGCUGGCCAAGGCGUCGGACGUGUCGGAGUCGUUCUAUGUCGGGCUCGCGGGCGCCGUGGCGGAGUUCUCGACGGCGCCCGGCGUCGCGGAGCGGCAGCAAGGGCAACAUGAGGACGUCGUCGCCCCCGGGGUGGUCUCCGCGGCGGAGAAGAGGGGUUGGAGGGCCAGGGCCUCGCAGUUCAGCUUCGCCGAGACCGGCGACGGGCUGCUGGACCCGGGCGUAUCGAUGAGCACGUUCAUGCCGGAUCUAGUGCAGCGGUUCGGGGACGAGGUCGGCGCGCCGCAGUUUCGGGAGUGGUGGGCCAAGACGCCGCCCAAGACGGCGGUGUGGCAUCGGUGGGACAAGAGCUUUUGGCGGCCGACGCACUUUAUGUAA
Colletotrichum graminicola M1.001 is the source of this 1863-nucleotide messenger RNA. RefSeq lists its product as uncharacterized. The transcript has a single exon. Bases 1 to 1863 code for a protein of 620 amino acids. Gene Ontology annotation, molecular function: protein binding. NCBI's taxonomy places the organism in Eukaryota, Fungi, Ascomycota, Sordariomycetes, Glomerellales, Glomerellaceae. The record is from RefSeq and is a predicted model, not a curated record.